GUCGAAGGAUAAGUGCAUUGAAAAAAGAACAAUGAGUAAUUUAAAAAAGAUUUCUGUAUCAAAAGUUACACCCAUACAAGUUAUUCCAUCAAAGAAAGUUGUUUCAUCUAGUGAAACCCAGAAAUGCGUCCUCCGUGUGAAAAAUAUAAUAAUUGUUCAAGCGGCAUUUGGUUUCAAUCGCUUGUAUUUAUUGAAAUAUGGGAAAGUAAGAUUAUGGAUAACUUACAUGUACAGCGUUUUCUUAAUGUCCUGUAUAAUUGCUAUUGCGAUAGACAGAAGAUCGAGUGUCACAUCGUCGUAUUUGGUAAUUCAGAACACCACUUGCAUCGAAUUCCUAUUUAGAAUCAUUGCGUGGAUUUUAACCUGCUUGUCUUAUAGCGUAAUAGAAUAUGUUCUACUUAUGUUUUAUUUGGACAAUGAUUUUGAUUACAUUUCAAUAUUGAUUUAUUUGUCGCGGAUAGCACACGAUUUGGAACAGGUAUUUUUUUGUACAUUACUUCGAUCUAUUUAUUUAAGAGUUCGCAUUAUGAAGGAGCAUAUUGCUAAAAAUUUUGAAGAAAAGUACUCGACUGAAAAUCAAAACAAUAUUGAAGCUCUGGCAAAUAACGCAACGCUUGAUGUCAGUACUAUGCAUAGAAUGUAUGAGUUGUUACACAAAUGCGCCGAACAACUAAACUCGACAAUGAGUUUGCCAAUGAUUAUAUCAUUAUUUUGCUCUGGACUGAGUACAACUAUGCUACUAAGGAUCUUAUUCAAAACGCUACAAAUGGAUAGUUCAGAGUUUAAUACAAAGAAUGCGACAAUUAUUUAUAUUUCCGCCCGAUGCAUAAAAUACACAUUGCUUGUUAUUUUUCCAUGCUAUUACUCAAGUGUUACUUCUACGCAAGUAUCGAACAUUCGAACAAUGCUUCAUAAUGCUAUGAACGGUGUCAGUCUAGAAAAAAUCGAGAGGCGGCGUGUGAAAGCAUUUUUUCAGUUGACAAGGGAAAGCGAAUUCGCCUAUGCUCUCUGGGGAGUGAUAAGGCUCAAUAUGUCACUACCAUUGAGCUAUACCAGCCUUUGUACAACCUACUUAGUAAUCAUCAUACAAUUCUCAAAGUUUAUAGAUUAA
Galleria mellonella (greater wax moth) is the source of this 1111-nucleotide messenger RNA. RefSeq lists its product as uncharacterized. The coding region runs from base 32 to 1111 and encodes 359 amino acids. Gene Ontology annotation, biological process: sensory perception of taste. The transcript is spliced from 5 exons. The record is from RefSeq and is a predicted model, not a curated record. Lineage: Eukaryota; Metazoa; Arthropoda; Insecta; Lepidoptera; Pyralidae. Gene Ontology annotation, cellular component: membrane.